Molecule: messenger RNA, 2246 nt
Organism: Nymphaea colorata (pocket water lily)
Lineage: Eukaryota; Viridiplantae; Streptophyta; Magnoliopsida; Nymphaeales; Nymphaeaceae
Exons: 2
Coding region: 86-1933 (615 amino acids)
Molecular function (GO): protein dimerization activity
Source: RefSeq, a predicted model, not a curated record
ACCAUUAUGGUCAUACGUAGAAAUCAGUAAUGAGAGUUUGGAUCAGUUGAAGAAAGAACAAGAAGCCUUUGAGAAAAAGAAAAGCAUGGCAUCAUCUGGUUAUAUUAACUUUGCUUCAAUUUUACAUGAUGAUGUUAAGGGUGGUCUAAAAAAAAGAAAAGUUGUUGAUGUUACUCAGAAAUCAAUUAAGGAGUCAUUUAGUUUACAAGGACGGCAAGAAUUAGAUCUAAAAGUGGCGGCAUUUUUCUAUGCUAAUUGCAUACCAUUUAAUGUAGCUAGAAGUCCAUAUUGGAGAGAUUUAGUUACAUAUAUUGCAAAUUGUAACUUGUCUGGGUAUGUUCCCCCUAGUUCGGAAAGACUUCGCACUAUACUACUAGAACAACAAAAGUCUCAAGUGAACAAUUUGUUAGAGUAUCAAAAGUUAACUUGGAAGCAACACGGAGUUUCUAUUGUUUCUGAUGGCUGGACAAAUUUGCAAAGGCGCCCUUUUAUUAAUUUCAUUGCAACUUCAGCAAAUAGACCAAUUUUUUUAAAAGCAAUAGAUGCAUCUGGUGAAUACAAAAGUGCUGAGUAUUUGAAAGGAUUGUUCAUGGAAAUAAUUGAAGAAGUGGGGAAAGAUAAGGUUGUUCAAAUAAUUACAGACGAUACACCUAUAUGCAAAGCAGCUGGAAUUGCGAUAGAACAUGAUUAUCCUCAUAUCUUUUGGACUCCUUGUGCAGUCCAUAGCUUAAAUUUGGCUCUAAAGGGUAUAUGCAAUCCACCAAGCAAAGAGCAAGAUCCUCAUGCUUAUGAAUUAUGUUCAUGGAUUGAAGACUUGGAAAAGGAUGUGAGGAACAUCAGAAAUUUUAUAGUAAAUCAUCAAUAUGCACUUUCCAUUUAUGACAAACAUUCUGAUCUAAAAUUGUUAAGAGUUGCAGAGACACGUUUUGCAUCUUUAAUUGUUAUGGUCAAAAGGAUGAAAAGGGUUAAAAGUGCAUUGAUCAGUAUGGUGACUGAUGAUGAUUGGAAUUUUUAUCGUGCUGAUGAUGAUGACAAAGCUCAAGCAAUCAAAAGAUUGAUUCUUGAUGACAAGUGGUGGGAUAAAAUCUUUUAUUUUCUUGCAUUCACAGAGCCUUUUUGGGAGAUGUUGAAAGUUCUUGAUUGUGAUAAUUCAACAUUGCAUCGUGUUUAUGAGAUGUGGGACACUAUGAUUGAAAAAAUCCAAGAUGUCAUUUUUAAGCAUGAGAAAAAAAAUAUUGCAUUUGAAGAUUCAGCAUUUUUUGUUCAUGUGCGUAAAAUAUUGAUUGCAAGAUGGGAUAAAAGUAGCACUCUUCUUCAAUGCAUGGCACAUUCAUUGAAUCCUAAAUAUUAUGGAAAAAAGUGGCUUGCACAAGGUAUUGGAAGAACUCCACCACAUAAGGAUCCAAAAUUAUCAAAAAACAUAUUGGCAUGUCUUAAUAGGAUUUUUAUUGAUGUACAUCAAAAUCGCGAAGCUCAUGAUGAGUUUGAAAGGUUUUCUACCGGAAUUGGAGAAGAUCUAUGUGCAACUGUAGAUAAAGAUGAUUAUGCACCUAUGUCUUGGUGGAUUAAACAUGGAUAUGCUUAUCAUACCCUUCAACGUCUUGCUUUGAGAUUGCUAGUUCAACCUGCUACAUCUUCAUGCUCUGAGAGAAAUUGGAGUACAUAUUCACAAAUCCACACUAUAAAACAAAAUAAUCUCACAAGCAAACGUGCAAAAGAUUUGGUUUAUGUGCAUUCUAACCUUCGGCUUUUAUCACGAAACAAAGAAGAAUAUAGGAAAGGAGAAACUAAAAAUUGGGAUGUGAAUGUAGAAGACCUUAACUUAGAAGAAGACAAUGAACUUGAAGUUGUUAAUUCAAGAUUCGAAGAACCUUCUAUUCCAUCAACAUGUUCUAAUGUGGAAGAAGAGGAGAACGAUUUGGGCAUUGACUAGAAUGAUGAUAAACAAUGUUUUGUGAUAAACGAUGUUUGUUUGAGACUUUCUUACCAUAUUGUAAGAGUGAACUAUUAAUGUUAUUUUUCAUUUUAUCGUUUUUUAGAAUAUAAAAUUUGCCAUAUCGUACCGAAACCCAUGUGACAUAGGUUGCAGUCCACCUCAAAGAUCAUGACAAGGUGACAUUUAUUUGUCAUUUUGGUACAUUUGCAUUUAGGAGAAUUUUGAUAAACCUGUAUAAUGUGCCCACAAAUUUUUGAAGGUGCAUACUUUCAAUCUUCUUUGAGCUUCUUGAUGAUGUUAUGUAAGUUUU